AUGGCUAACGACAUUCUUUUAGCAGGUAUCGACACUGCUGCAAUUACAAUGACAUGGGCAAUGACAGAACUUGCUAAAAACCCUAGAGUGAUGAAGAAAGUUCAAUCUGAAAUCAGAAACCAUAUGGGUAACAAAUCCAUGAUUAGCUUGGAUGACACGGAUCAGCUAAGUUACCUGAAAAUGGUGAUCAAAGAAACAUGGAGACUACAUCCUCCAGCACCUCUUCUGUCCCCAAGAGAAGUAGUGUCUGAAUUUGAGAUCAACGGCUACACGAUACAACCCAAGACACGGCUUCAUGUGAAUGUUUGGGCUAUAGGGCGUGAUCCUAAUACCUGGAAAGACCCAAAAGAGUUUCUUCCCGAGAGGUUUAUGGAUAGUGACAUUGAUGCAAAAGGACAGAACUUUGAGCUGUUACCGUUUGGGGGUGGCCGGAGAAUCUGUCCUGCUAUUUACAUGGGAACAACAAUGGUGGAGUUUGGUCUUGCAAACAUGCUGUAUAAUUUUGAUUGGAAGUUACCAGAAGGCAUGGUGGUUGAAGAUAUCGACAUGGAAGAAUGUCCCGGACUUACUGUGAGCAAGAAAAGUGAGCUUCUACUUGUUCCUGUGAAGUACUUAGAUCAUUGAACACUGAAACUAUGUUCUUCAUCGAUUGUACCAUAGAUAUAACGAAAUUAUUUUUCCUUUGUGUGUCGUCUUAUACUGGUUAACGAAUUGUUUCACAAAAUGUUUAAGAGAGCCAAUACUGAAUUUAGCUUUAUAAAACGAAUUUCCUUUAUG
This is a messenger RNA of Thlaspi arvense, 777 nucleotides long. The record is from the annotation of a GenBank genome assembly. Lineage: Eukaryota; Viridiplantae; Streptophyta; Magnoliopsida; Brassicales; Brassicaceae.